Molecule: messenger RNA, 345 nt
Organism: Arctia plantaginis
Lineage: Eukaryota; Metazoa; Arthropoda; Insecta; Lepidoptera; Erebidae
Source: the annotation of a GenBank genome assembly
AUGUCGUCGAAGGUAUUGAUUGAGGCAGUUCACUGUACUAAAUGUGAGGCCGCUCAUCACCCAACCUGUGUUCCAGCAUCGGCAUUGACCCCAAACAAAGAAUUUCGUUGUCCAGGUUGCAUACCCCAAUCAUCUGUAGGCAAGGAGCCUAAGACGCGAUCGCCGACCAAUCUGAGGCAGCCUGAGGAACGUACUAUUGAAAACAGCACUGAACUCGUUCGAGAGAUUAGGUCACUCAGAGAGGACAUAGGGGCCAUGCGGGAAGAGAUUCGGAAGUACCGGGCUGAGCUCACAGAUAUUAAGACCACACUCAGCCAUGAUAAACGGCGACCUGGAGACUAUUAG